GACCAGAUCUUGGGAGGAAACGGGGAGGCCAUGGCGGGCGGCUGGGCCAUGGCACUGGGGCUGGGGCUCUGGGCCACUGCGCUGUGCCUGGGAGGCUGCCACCCCCUCGGGGGGGACGCAGAGACCCACACCAUGGUGGAGCGCCCAGCUGUGCUGCGGGACAAUUUCCGCCUGCAGCCCGGCGACCUGGUGGCCACAGCGGGCCAGGUACUGGAGCUGGACUGCGUGCCUCCCGCUGGGCACCCCGAGCCCCGCGUCACCUGGAGGAAGGACGGUGUCACCCUGCACCCAGCUGGGGGACGUCAUCAGGUCACCCGCGGGAAGCUGCGGGUGGCCCCAGCACGCAGGACUGAUGCAGGGGUCUAUGUCUGCGUGGCAGCCAACGCGGCAGGUGAGAGGCACAGCCGGGACGCCCACGUCACUGUCCUAGAGAAGCCGGCCAUCGUGCGGCGGCCAACUGACACUGUGGUGGUGGCCGGUGGCACAGUGGAGCUAGGCUGCAGUGCGCAGGGUGAUCCCGCGCCACGGGUGCAGUGGCACAAGGAGAGCGGAGAGCUGCCUUGGGGGAGGCAUGAGGUGGACCGGGAGCACACACUGCGCCUCUACGCCGUGACGGCCGCUGAUGCCGGCAUCUACACCUGCACAGCUCAGAGCCAGCUGGGCAGCGCCGCCGCCACCGCCCAUGUCCAAGUGAGGGAUCAGCUGCCAGAAGGCCGGCGGGAGGCCAUGCCACGGGACCUGCUGGCCGUGCAGCUGCAGCUGGACAACGGCACUGUGCUGCCCACCACCGCCGCUGCCUGGCUCCGCUGGCGGAUGGUGAUGCCAGGGCCAGCACCGGAGGGCUACGUGGUGCUGUACCGCUGCCUGCUCCCUGCCAGCACCACCUGGUCCCAGCAGGACGUGGGCAGGGAGCUCAGCGCUGUCAUCCCCGCGCUCCAGCGGGGCUACCAGUACGAGUUCAAGGUCCGGCCCUAUGCCAUGGGGGCCUGGGGCUUGGACAGCAACAGCUGGCACCUCUGGAUCCCUGAGGAAGUGCCAAGCGCGGCGCCCCAGCAUGUCACCGUGGGCCAGGCUGAGCCAGGGAAUGGCACCGUUGUCGUGAGCUGGGAACCACCUCCCCCUGAUGCUCACAAUGGCAUCAUUCGGGGCUACCAGGUCUGGUCCCUGGGCGAGGGCUGGUCGCACCCCACCAACAGGACAGUGGACGGAGACACCCACCGCUUGGAGACCUCCCUGCCUGUCUCUGGGGCCAGAUACUGCAUCCAGGUGGCCGCAUUCAACAGCGCGGGGCUGGGGGUCCCUAGCAAUGCCACCUGCAAUGUCCUGGAGGUGACGGCAAAGAGCAAUGUGGUGGUGCGGGCUCUGCGGCAGCCUGCUGUCAUCGCAGCUGCCGGCUCGCUGCUCUGGCUGGCCCUGCUCGCCCUCCUCCUCCUCCUCUGCCAGCGCCGCGCCAGGCAGGAUGUCUUGGCACACCACAGACAGGGGGACAGCGACGCACCAUGGCUCAGCAGCCCCUGGAAACCCAGCUGCGUCCCCCAGAACCUCAGUGGCAGCAGCAGCCUCAGCAGCCGGCUCCUGGGCAGUGACAGCAGGGACCCCCAGCCCUCCCCCCUGUCCUCGGAGCCACCAAGCCUCAGUCCCGCGACAUCCCCCAACUGCAGCGACCUUCGCAGGGGACACCCCACACCCAGCACCCUGAGCCCAGCACCCUGGGAGCACAUCCGCAAGCGAGAGCUGGACCGAGUGCACAGCACCCCAGUGCUGGCAGCUGGACUCAGGACCAUCCCCGUGAGUGGUGUUGAGUGGGGGACAAGUUCUGGCCUGAAGGCUGGGUGGCUUCAGCAGAAGGGACAGGACAGUGACGCUGCGCUGGCAGGAGGGGACCUAUGGUGGCUGCCAGCCGUCAUCUCCCCGAAAGCACGGCGGGGCAGCGCCUCGCUGGCAUCCAUCGGCACUGAGACACUGGUGGCACCCCUAGGGCAGCCCCACGCCUGGCACCCUGCAGGGACUCGGUUCCCGGCCACCGGGUGCCCAAGGGACAUGUCCCCAGUUACUGGAAACCCAAGAGACUCGUCCCCAGUCACCAGGAGUCCCAGGAACAUGUCCCCAGUCCCCAGGAGCCCCAAGGAUGUGUCCCUGGUCAUGAGGCACCCCAAGGAUACAUCUCUGGUCACCAGGAACCCCCGGGACAUGUCCCCAGUCACUAGGAGCUGCAGGGACAUGUUCCUGGCCACCAGGCAUGGCAAAGAUAUGUCACCAGCCAGGGGGUGCCCCAGGGAUAUGUCCCCUGUCAGCAGGUGCCCCGAGGACAUGGCCCCAGUCAUUAGGUACUCUAAGGAAAUGUCCCCAGUCACCAAGCGCCCCAGGGACAUGUCUCCAGCCACUGGGCACUCCCUGCUCACCACAUAUCAUGAGAACAAGUCCCCAGUUGCUGGGCACCCUAGGGACAUAUCACCAGACACCAAGCACCCGAGGGACGUGUUCCUGGUCACCAGGCACCCCAGGGAUGUGGCCACGGUCACUGGAUACCCCAAGAACAUGCUCCUGGCCACCAGGCACCCUGAGGACAUGUCCCCAGACCCUGCCCACCUUUCGCUGGCACUCAGCGAUGGGGUCCUCACGCCGCAGCAGGUGGCUGAGGACCUGGAGCAGGCACGGGAGGCCGCCCACCCCAUGGACACCCCAGAGAUGGAGCAUCCCGCGAUGCCAGCCGCGUCCCCAACACAUCCCCGGUGUGUCCCAGUGCCCCGGCCCCUCUCCCCUCCGCACACCUACGGGUACAUCUGCGGACCUCCUGCCUCAGAGCUGGGUGAGGGGGAAGAGGAGGAAGAGGAGGAGGACGAGGAAGAAGAGAGGACAGACACAUGGGACCAGGGGGGCUCCCCAGGGGGGUCUCUGCUGAAUGGCUGGGGCUCUGUCUCAGAGGGAAAUGUCCCCAGCACCCGCUGCAGCCUGGCGAGCUCCUCCGACUGCUCCUUCCUCCUCGAUGCCAGCUUUGCCCGGGCUCUGGCUGUGGCCGUUGACAGCCUCUGCUUCAGCCUUGAGGAUGCCGAUGGAGCCCUUGCCCCCCUGAGUUGCCAGGCAUCGUUCCCUCUCUGUGGGGAGGUGGCCCAGGGGACAGGGACGGGCAGCCCCUGGGCCAGGGUGGCCAGCAAGCAGGGCGGGCUCUUUGCCGAGGACAGGAGGGACAGGAACACGGCGGUCCCCAGGGUAUAGAAGGUGGGAAGGCCAGAGCCCUCCUGGCUUGGCUAAAAUCCAGCUUUAUUCAUUGUUUCCCCCAAAAGGGGCUCUCUGCUGAAAAAAGCUACAUGCAAAGGAUGGGCGGCACCGGGGCAGUGGGUGCCCCUCCUGCGCUUCCCCCCUUUGUCCCUCCCUGCCAGCCUUGGCCUCAGGGUCCUCAUCCUUCUGGGGCACCCUCAUCCCCUGUGACUGUCCUGGGCUGUCCCAAACCUCCUCAUCCCUCCCGAGCAUCCUUGUCCCUUCCGAGCAUUCUCAGGCAUCCUCAGCAUCCUUGUCCCCACCCAGAGCAUCCUUGUCCCUCCCUCAAGUUGCUGCCCACCCCGCUGGCUCUGUGCACGCCUAUUUAUGCAUCUCAGACAGAAAUUAAUGAGCAUCCCAUUUCAACCCCAA
Oxyura jamaicensis (ruddy duck) is the source of this 3630-nucleotide messenger RNA. It is a transcript of the gene ROBO4, whose product is annotated as roundabout guidance receptor 4. Gene Ontology annotation, cellular component: neuronal cell body; plasma membrane; axon. The record is from RefSeq and is a predicted model, not a curated record. Gene Ontology annotation, molecular function: axon guidance receptor activity; protein binding. Lineage: Eukaryota; Metazoa; Chordata; Aves; Anseriformes; Anatidae. The transcript is spliced from 14 exons. Gene Ontology annotation, biological process: synapse organization; homophilic cell-cell adhesion. The coding region runs from base 31 to 3216 and encodes 1061 amino acids.